Uncinocarpus reesii 1704 is the source of this 1035-nucleotide messenger RNA. RefSeq lists its product as uncharacterized. The record is from RefSeq and is a predicted model, not a curated record. The transcript has 2 exons. The coding region runs from base 1 to 1035 and encodes 344 amino acids. Gene Ontology annotation, molecular function: hydrolase activity. Lineage: Eukaryota; Fungi; Ascomycota; Eurotiomycetes; Onygenales; Onygenaceae.
AUGGCGAAUACCUAUCCACCCAAACUCACCUUUCUCGAAAAGGUCGAUCUCGCUCCGGCAAAUAUAUCAUUGAUUGCCGCUGCGAUCUAUACGGCUAUUGCCGCAAUCUUCCGUGGACAGAAGGGCGCGAAAUCGUACAAGAAACAUAUCAGCUAUGCGGUCAUUCGGAAAAUGCUAUUAAGGCUUUCCACGAGGCAGAAUCAAGCACUGAAUCCUCCUACGAAUGGGGUUUAUGAUCAAUAUGUGAAGCAAAAGGGAAUGGAAUCCCAAACGGUAGAGCUAGAGCAUGGAGGUUUGGGACAUUGGAUAGGGAAUAAGGAUGCGAAAAAUGUCCUCAUAUACUUCCACGGUAUGUCAAACACCCUAAGCUGGGACCGCUUCAAGGCACAUGCUAAUACCGUUUAUGAAGGUGGUGGUUUUGCCGUAGCCGCUAAUCCCGUAUACUUUCAGCUGUUGCACGAAAUAAUGGAUAAGCUCAAUGCUGCAGGAAAGGAUAUUGCCGUCUUCAUGCUCACCUACACCCUUACCCCUCAUGCCGUAUACCCUACGCAGAUGCAACAGGCUGUCGAAGCGCUCCGUCACAUUAUUGGAACCGGCCGCGACCCAUCCAAUGUCAUUAUCGGUGGUGACUCUGCCGGCGGCAAUCUCACACUAGCGGUGCUUUCUCACCUGUCGCACCCACACGCAGCCAUAAAACCACUUGAAAUAUCAGGUCCAUUAGCGGGCGCCUUUAUGAUCGCACCAUGGGUUUCAUUUUCGCAAGAUUUCCCCUCUGUCAAAGACAAUGAAUCUAAAGAUAUCAUUACAUCUGAUAUCGCUGUCAGAUGGGGGUCGAGCUACCUUGCCGGGCAAAAGGGGGACAAUUAUAACCAGCCGCUCCUUGCCCCAGCGGAGUGGUGGAAGGACGUUAAAGCGCGCAAUUUGCUUGUUGUGGCUGGUGCAGAUGAGAUUCUGCUUUCAGCAAUUGAUGAAUUUGUGAAGAAAUUAGAGGUAAGAAUUAUCUUCCCGUGGCACCCUGAAUAUCUUUGCUUUUGA